AUGUCCUAUUCUCUUGUUUUUGAUUCUAUAGCUGUCUCUAACCUGGAUGCAGAGAGUAAACUGAGUGUGUACUACCGAGCACCUUGGCAUCAGCAAAGAAAUAUUUUCCACCCCUCUACCAGACCGCCCUGUGUGGAGGAGCUGCACCGCCACGCCAAACAGAACCUGCGAGCCUUGCGUAGAGAACAACGAAACCGGGGUGAUAACAGAGAGCAGAAAGUCCCAGGGCCCAUCUCUGUGGUGGUUCCCCCAUUUCCCUCCUUCCCUGCAAUCUACAGUCAGAAGAGGAAAGAGAUAAAGGACCGGCACUUGCUAACAUUUAACAGCACCCGCUCGCCUUCCCCCACUGAGUGUUGCCACAUGACCCCAUGGAGUAGAAAGUCCCAUCCACCAGAGGAGGAAGACACAGAUGUCAUGCUAGGGCAGAGGCCGAAAAAUCCAAUACAUAAUAUCCCUUCUACACUGGAUAAGCAAACUAAUUGGAGCAAAGCACUACCUCUCCCAACUCCAGAGGAGAAAAUGAAACAAGAUGCCCAAGUGAUUUCCUCUUGCAUUAUCCCCAUCAAUGUCACUGGAGUUGGUUUUGACAGAGAGGCUAGUAUACGCUGCUCUCUUGUUCAUUCACAAUCUGUACUACAGCGAAGACGAAAGUUGAGAAGGAGGAAAACCAUCUCUGGCAUCCCCAGAAGAGUGCAACAAGAAAUAGAUUCUGAUGAAUCACCAGUAGCGAGAGAACGGAAUGUGAUUGUGCAUGCAAAUCCAGACUUCUCCAGUACAAUCAACAGGAGAUCAGGUACCAGAGACUCUGAGUGCCAGACUGAAGAAAUUCUCAUUGCUGCUCCAUCCAGAAGAAGAAUCCGAGCUCAGAGAGGUCAAAGUGUUGUAGCCUCCUUGUCACAUUCAGCCGGCAACAUUUUGGUAUUGACAGACAACGGUGACGCAAUGUUCACUACAGCAGUGAGCAACCGUAUCCGAUCACGGAGUCUUCCUCGUGAAGGUGCUAGAGCCAGUGAAGCUGAUCAAGAUGCUGAUGCCAAAACUUCAGCGUAUGAAGCAGAAGACUUUUUGGCAAGCCAAGAAAGAAUCCCAAAAAAGGGUAACAAUAACCAGGGUUCACAAGAACACCAGCCCAUAGGUUUAACUUGUUCUCAGCACCUUCACAGCCCAGAACAUAAUGUAAACGAGAGAGGGAGGUCAAGGUUGUCAAGGAUGGCAGAUUCUGGAAGCUGUGAGAUUUCAUCAAACUCUGACACCUUUGGGAGCCCCAUUCACUCUAUCUCCACAGCAGGAGUCCUUCUCAGCAGUCACAUGGACCAGAAAGAUGACCAUCAAUCCUCCAGUGGGAACUGGAGUGGAAGUAGCUCAACAUGUCCCUCACAGACGUCGGAAACCAUUCCUCCUGCUGCUUCUCCUCCGUUGACUGGCUCCUCACAUUGUGACUCAGAAUUGUCACUGAACACUGCUCCUAAUGCCAAUGAAGAUGCUAGUGUCUUUAUAACAGAGCAGUACAGUGAUCACAUAGAUAAGGUUCGAGGUCACAGGGCAAGCUCCUUCACCUCCACUGUAGCGGAUUUACUUGAUGACCCCAAUAACAGCAACACAAGCGAUAGUGAAUGGAAUUACUUGCAUCAUCAUCACGAUGCAUCCUGUCGUCAAGAUUUCAGCCCUGAACGCCCAAAGGAUGACAGCCUAGAAUGCCCAAGUUUUACGAGUAUGGCCACUUACGAUAGCUUUCUAGAAAAGACCCCAUCUGACAAAGCAGACACUAGCUCACACUUUUCUGUGGACACUGAAGGAUAUUAUACCUCCAUGCACUUUGACUGUGGUCUCAAAGGUAAUAAAAGUUAUAUUUGUAACUAUGCAGCCGCAGGCUCUGAGAGUGGCCGGAAUGCAGAUGUUGCUUCCAGUCUCACUGAUUGUGCCUGGCAGGAUUAUGUAAACCACAGGAGGCAGGGAAGACAGAGCAUCUCUCUUAAGAAACCAAAGGCAAAGCCAGCCCCACCAAAACGCAGUUCAUCUUUGAGGAAAUCUGAUGGCAGCACAGAUCUUCCUGAGAAGAAAGAACCAAAGAUAAACAGUGGGCAGCACGUGCCUCACACUUCCAGGGAAAUGAAGCUGCCACUUGAGUUUUCAAAUACACCUUCUAGAGUGGAAAACUCUAAUCUGCCAAGCAAACAGGAACUCUCCUGGAUUAAUCAGAAUGACAGUGAAUUAAAGAACAUUCAGUUUGACACCACGGAUAUUCCAUCAUUUAAAGAUGAAGGUGCUGAACAAUCUCACUAUGCAGAUCUCUGGCUUCUAAAUGACUUGAAAUCUAAUGAUCCUUAUAGGUCUUUAUCCAAUUCAAGCACAGCUACGGGUACUACAGUCAUAGAAUGCAUAAAGUCGCCAGAAAGUUCUGAAUCACAAACAUCCCAAUCCGGAUCGAGAGCCACCACCCCAUCCCUACCUUCUGUUGAUAAUGAGUUUAAGCUGGCUUCCCCGGAAAAGUUGGCGGGUUUAGCAUCACCCUCUAGUGGUUACUCCAGUCAGUCUGAAACACCAACAUCCUCUUUCCCGACAGCUUUCUUCUCUGGGCCCUUAUCUCCAGGGGGUAGUAAAAGAAAGCCAAAAGUACCAGAAAGGAAGUCCUCAUUGCAACAACCUUCUUCUAAAGAUGGCACUGUAUCUCUAAACAAAGAUCUAGAACUUCCAAUUAUACCUCCUACUCAUCUUGACCUAAGUGCUCUUCAUAAUGUCUUGAAUAAACCAUUUGCUCACAGAAACCAGUUGCAUGCUUUUAAUCACAAUAAACAGAACAUGGUAGGAGAAGCACUAAACCCUAAUCCUCCACCAGCCCUUGCUAUUACACCUUCAGUUCUAAAAUCUGUUCACCUUAAAUCGAUUAAUAAGCCUGAAGAAGUGAAACAAAAAGACGAUAAUACAGACCUUCUCUGCAUACAAGAAACCACAUUAAUGGUGACUGCCAUUUCUCCAGGCAAAAUGAGGCCACUUGUAGCUAAGAAAUCAAUAUCACGUCAGUACUCUACUGAAGAUGCCAUAAUGUCCUAUAUUGACUCUUCUCCAGUGGAGACAGGCCCUGAUAAACUGCAUUCAGAAAAAGAUUCAUCUAUCAGUGUACAGAAUAAUUGUGAUCAAGAAACUGUAACCUCAGCAAAUGUGGGUAUUUUAGAAGCAAGCACCAUGAAAGACCAAAUGCAUCCAGUUGGUGAGCCUUUACCAGAGAACACACAAAUCCGUAACACUGCUACAGAAGGGUUUCAAAAAGGUUUAGCUGUCCUCACAAGUGAUUAUGAAGUUAAGAUAACUUAUCAUGAAACAGAACAGGAAGGGAGCCUCGAUCCUGUGCAGAUUAAGCAAGAAUUACCUGCAGUCUGUGAACAAAAGUUGGAAUCUAAACCUGUGGAUGAAACCACAUUCCAGUCUGAUCUACCAGUUGGGGGAGCAGACAUUAGUAAUCAGCCUAAGCAUCAGUUUGAUAUAAGCCACCGUGAUGACAAAGUGCCUGGGAAUAUCAGCUAUGAAUCAGAGAUAUCAACUGUAAAUUCACUUAAUGAAAAAAGUUCUGAGCAGGAAAAUGAUGUUGCAUCAGGUAUUCCAACCAAAAGUGCCUCUGAUGACAGCAGGGCAGAGGAGACACAAGGGAGUGCAGAUGAUGCUUCACUGAAAGAAUCUUCUCCAAGUGAUGAUUCCAUAAUUUCACCAUUGAGUGAAGAUUCUCAGACUGAAGCAGAAGAUGUUUUUGUGUCUCCAAACAAACCUCGCACUACAGAGGAUCUAUUUGCAGUCAUUCACAGAUCAAAAAGAAAAGUACUUGGGAGAAAAGAUUCUGGAGAUGUUUCUGUAAGAAACAGAUUGAGAGCUUCAUCUGGGGCCAGCAGCACGUCACCUGCUAGCAGCACGUCACCUGCCAGCAGUGUGCCACCUGCCAGCAAUGUGGGAGCCCCAACAAGCAGUCAGAGGUCUCCAGGUCUUAUUUACAGGAAUGCCAAAAAGUCCAACACAUCUAACGAGGAAUUUAAGCUACUGCUCCUUAAAAAGGGCAGUCGAUCCGAUUCUAGCUAUAGGAUGUCAGCGACCGAGAUACUAAAGAGCCCUAUUUUGCCCAAAUCUCCCAGUGAGCUAAUUGUGGAUUCCCCUCAAAACACUGAUGAGACUCCCCAGGCAUCAACUCCUGAAGCAUUAUCCCCCCUGUCUCCUUGCUCCCCUAGAGUUAAUGCAGAAGGUUUCUCCUCCAAGAGCUUUUCUAUGUCUGCAUCUUCAAGAGUAGGGCGCUCGCGGGCACCUCCUGCAGCCAGCAGCAGCCGUUACAGCGUACGCUGUAGGCUGUACAAUACGCCGAUGCAAGCUAUCUCAGAAGGAGAAACUGAGAAUUCAGAUGGCAGCCCUCAUGACGACCGAUCUUCUCAGAGUUCAACAUAGGUUGCCUAAGCUCCAGAGAGCCACACUGUUGACUGUGAAACUUGUAAACUCUGAAAUUACUGGGGUUAUAAAAGGAUGUGAAUAUAAGAGGCCAACGCUGUAGCAGUCAAAACAAUUGCAGGGCAAUAUCAAUGCUUAAAAGUGUUUGUGUUUAUAAGAUGCUGGGAAAACAGAAAUUUAGAGCUGUAGCUACUGAUUACUUUACAUUUUCUAAAAAGUAGAAAUAUAUGCUAUGUCUCUUCUGUUUACCUUUAGCUUCAUUUAUCCUACUCUCAUUCCUGUUGUCACUGUAGAUUUCAAAAUCAUCCAAUUUUCAUAGAAUUAAAAAUAACUUUUUUUUUAAGUUGCCCAUUUAGGAACAAAACCUCUCACUGUAGUGCUUCCCUAGGGAAAAAAUGAAAUUGUGCUUACGGAUUGGUAUUUUUCUACACUAAAAUGAACUGAAACAAAAUUUAGAAAAAAUUAACAGAACAUAUGUAAAUACCAUAUUUUUGAUAAAAAUCUGUAAAUAGAAUAAUCAGAAAAAAGUGGACACAUGGCAAACAGUUUACUGCAUAACAACUUUGUUUAUAGAAGACAAAAAUAGUAAAAUGUACUAACUGUAUUCUGUGAAUACCA
Messenger RNA from Terrapene triunguis (Three-toed box turtle), 5040 nucleotides. RefSeq names its product Nance-Horan syndrome protein-like. The record is from RefSeq and is a predicted model, not a curated record. The transcript has 8 exons. Gene Ontology annotation, biological process: lens development in camera-type eye; cell differentiation. NCBI's taxonomy places the organism in Eukaryota, Metazoa, Chordata, Testudines, Emydidae. The coding region runs from base 1 to 4422 and encodes 1473 amino acids.